AAAAGCGCCACUGUGAGUGGCCAGAUACUGCUCUGACGUAGGGCAUUUCCUUCAUGAGACAUCUUGUUCACGCAGACUGCGACAGGAUUCGGUCUCUCUACGAGCCGGCAGUUGGGAAGGUCGGAGACAUCAAGUUACAAGGAGCUCUCCUAAACAGCCUGAACACAAUGUACCCGACCACCUUGACACAACUGGCCCGGGCGAAUCCCUUCAGUGCCCCACUGUUCUCGCUGCAAAAAGUCGAGGAGCCCAAACAGACUACAAGCGUCAAUGGGCAAAAUCGGAGGUUUGCAGCCGCAGCUGUGGAGGAGGGAGACAGCUGUGAGUUUGGCUCACAGAAGUAUUUCCUCCUGUGUGGCUUCGGUGGAAUUCUGAGCUGUGGAACCACGCACACAGCUGUGGUGCCUCUUGAUUUGAUCAAGUGUCGAAUUCAGGUGGAUCCAGACAAGUACAAGAGCAUCUUCAAUGGCUUCUCAGUCACACUGAAGGAGGAUGGUCUUAGGGGUCUUGGCAAGGGCUGGGCACCUACCUUCAUUGGCUACUCCAUGCAGGGUCUCUGCAAGUUUGGUUUCUAUGAGGUGUUUAAGGUCCUGUACAGUGAUCUUCUUGGUGAGGAAAAUACUUACCUGUGGAGGACAUCCCUCUACCUGGCAGCCUCUGCCAGCGCUGAGUUCUUCGCUGACAUAGCCCUGGCUCCCAUGGAGGCAUGCAAAGUGCGUAUCCAGACCAAGCCAGGUUACGCCAACACCCUGAGAGAGUGCGCCCCCAAGAUGUUUGGAGAGGAGGGCAUAUGGGCGUUCUACAAGGGUGUGGUGCCUCUGUGGAUGAGACAGAUUCCAUACACCAUGAUGAAAUUCGCCUGCUUUGAGCGCACUGUGGAGCUGCUCUACAAGUAUGUGGUGCCAAAGCCCCGCAACGAGUGCUCCAAGGGCGAGCAGCUGGUCGUCACAUUUGUUGCUGGCUACAUCGCUGGUGUGUUCUGCGCUAUUGUGUCCCAUCCCGCUGACUCCGUGGUCUCCGUGCUGAAUAAGGAGUCAGGCAGUACCGCUGUGCAGGUGCUGAAAAAACUUGGACCGAAAGGUGUGUGGAAGGGUCUCGUGGCCCGUAUCAUCAUGAUCGGUACCCUCACUGCCCUGCAGUGGUUCAUCUAUGACUCUGUGAAGGUCUACUUCCGUCUGCCCCGGCCCCCUCCCCCUGAGAUGCCAGAGUCCCUGAAGAAGAAGCUGGGGCUUACCGAGUAGAACACCAUGCACCUACCGUUUCCCCCUGACUCUCCAUGUAAUAAUGGCUGUCUUUUCUAUAUUUAAAACCUCAACCACCACCACCCCACAACUUCAGCUGCUCUACACACAAACCAACAAAAGACGGCAAAGGAUGAACAUGUUUGUUUAUGGAAAAGGCGAAGUAAAUGCAGUCAUUUGGCCUCAACUCCUGUGUUUUGUCGAUUUUAAGAUUAAAGUGUACCUGGAAAAAAAA
Messenger RNA from Sardina pilchardus (European sardine), 1476 nucleotides. It is a transcript of the gene slc25a3b, whose product is annotated as solute carrier family 25 member 3b. Gene Ontology annotation, biological process: mitochondrial phosphate ion transmembrane transport. The coding region runs from base 54 to 1241 and encodes 395 amino acids. NCBI's taxonomy places the organism in Eukaryota, Metazoa, Chordata, Actinopteri, Clupeiformes, Clupeidae. The transcript has 8 exons. The record is from RefSeq and is a predicted model, not a curated record. Gene Ontology annotation, molecular function: phosphate transmembrane transporter activity. Gene Ontology annotation, cellular component: mitochondrial inner membrane.